Paramecium tetraurelia is the source of this 2562-nucleotide messenger RNA. RefSeq lists its product as uncharacterized. The record is from RefSeq and is a predicted model, not a curated record. Lineage: Eukaryota; Ciliophora; Oligohymenophorea; Peniculida; Parameciidae. The transcript has 4 exons.
AUGUAAUAGUAUAUGGAAGAGGCAUCCAAAGUCAUUCCUAAAAAUCUCACUACUUAUUUUAACACAGUUGUAGGUGCUCUAAACAUUUUCUAAACGAUGGCUAAUAAGUUUUACCCUGAAUAUAUGGAGGUGCAAAAUGCAAAGGAUUUUUAAAUAGAUGACCCAACAGUUUACUCAUCAAUAUAUUAAGGUGAUCCUUAAUUAGAAAAUAAUAAGAGAAAAUCUAGAAUUUUAAAAACUGAGCAUUACAAACAAAUGGAUAAAUUUUUAGAAAAGUACAAUUUUGAUAAGCAAUUCAAUUCAUAAUUGAUAGGGCAACAUUUUUUUAGUGAAGCUAUCGGAUGCUGUUAAAUAGAACUAUAGACAAUCAUAGGUGACAAAUCUGGAAUAUUUUAUGAAUAGUCAGGAAUUCUAGAUAAGACAAAAUGGCUGAACCAAGCAAUUGAUGAAGUAUCACUAAUCUUGUUAGAAUAUUUCAAAGGGUAAUUCUAGAAGCAGUAGAUCUUGGAAGAAUAUAUUGUUUCAUUUGCAGAGAUAUAAAGUAAGGUUUAUCAAAAAGUAAAUAAAAGAGCAAAGGCAACAUAAAAAGAUUCUUAUAUUAAGUUGAAGCAAAAAAUAAGGUAGUAUUUUAAAGAAUUGCAUGAUGUAGAUGUUUAACUUCAAACUAUAUGUAGUUAAAUUAAAUCUCAAAAUAUUUCAAUUUUAGAUUCUAAAAAAUUAAUAGAAAAUCAAUACCAAAUUUAAUUGGCUAGUUUUUAAGAACACAUUUAGCAAAACUAUGGGUAUGCUUUGACAAAUGCAAUUAUUCAUAAAUAUUGUUAAAAAUUAAGAAGAAAUUAUGUCUCAACAGUAUAAAACAGUUUUGCUCCUUAUUUAAAUUUCAAUUAGGAAGAAAGGCAUAAAGAAUAUUAAUCUUUAGUGGAGCUCAAUUUCCUAACAUAUUUUCAUAAUAAUCAGUUUAUUCAAGGUAUUACUGAAUAAAAUCUCAAUUCAAAUUUAUAAUACAUAAUAUACUCGAUUGAUUGGAUUUAAUCCAGUGGUGAAGCUGAUGAAGCAUUGAAACUUUUGGAUACUUUAUCAGGUUUUAAUCUUAAUGUAAGUUAAUCAAAGAGUCAAAUAUUUUACAACCAGCAAUUUUCGGUUAAUGUCCUUGCAAAUUUCAAAAACCAUAAUAAAUAAAGAUGUGAAAAGGCAUUGUAAUGGUGGAAUACUGAAGUAGAUGAAGAUACAAAUAUACAAAUUAUUUGUUAAAUCUAUAUAAUUCUAGCAGGUAUAACAAUUCGGGAUAAUAAAUUAAUAUUUGGUGACUAUGAACCUGCCAAAAGAAAUGCCUUCUCCCUCAUAUUAAGAUAAUUAAAUAAUGGAAAAUAUCAAUAUUUUAAUAAUAUAUUGAUGAAAUUAUGUGAAAAAGUGACUGAUAAAAUCUAAUUUCAAAUACUAAAUGAAAUUGAAAAUAGAUUAGAAAAUAACAAAAUUGAAUAAUUAGAUGAUGUGAUGUAGUUGCCUUUCUCGAUUGAUUUGUAUGGUACAUAAACUAAUGUUUCGCUAUUUGGUCAAGUUUAAAAUUAAACCUAAAUUAAUUUUGAAUUUUACAAAAAAUAUGAAUACUUAAAAAUGAUAGUUUCAGGAAAAAAUGGAAAUAAUGCAAAAACAUAGAAGGAAAUUCAAUAUUCCAUAAUUUAAAAACAUUUUGAGGAAAUUAAAACAAAACUUAUGGACGAUCACAAUAAAAAAAAGAAUAAAUCAGAAGAAUCUGAGGCCUUCAUGACACCUCCAUCACAAAUGUACUUUCAAUUACUUUCAAAUAAAGAAAAUAACUCGAAUGUGAUAACACUAUGUAUCUCUGGAUUCCUGAGUGGAGAUGAGGAUAAAUCUUCUUAAUGGGUUGAUUUAUUACAUUCCUGUUCUGGUACUGUAAUUGGAUUACAUUGGAAUUGCAGCGAAACAAAAGAAUUCUUUUCUACUGUGGCUUAAAAUUUGGUACCUCAAAUAUUUUCGAAAUUUAAUGCCGUCGGAGUAGCAUUGAGUGCAGUGUCAUUUCUUACUUAAAAUCCAUAUGAGAAGGCUAGCAAGGAAGCUGAAAGAGUUGGAAAAUAUUUGGCAUAUUUAAUUGCUGAAUACAAACUAUUUGGAAAUAGAUAAAUUAACAUAAUUUGUCAUUCAUUAGGUAGUGUAAUUGUUUUGGAAUGCAUAAAAGAAUUAGAUAAACUGUAUGAAAAAAAAAAAUAAUAAUUUAUUAAUGAAAUAAUGAUAAUGGGAGGAGUGGCUGAUAUUUUCAAGUUACAAAAGAGAAGAUGGAACGCAGUGGCUGGAAGAAUUUAUAACACUUAUUCAAAAAAUGAUUAAAUCUUGAAAUAUGUAUUAUAAAUAGCAAAGGUCUUUGACUCUCCUUGUGGAUUAAAGCCCAUAUAUUUAGGGUAUAAAUAAGUGGUAAACUGUGAUUUCACAGAAAUAGUUAAUGGACACUCUGAUUAUUGGAAUAAGAUGAUAAAAAUACUAAUGCAUUCUGAUUUUAACAAUGACUUUAAGUUCAUGACUAGCUCAAUAAAGGAAAUAUUUUGA